Molecule: messenger RNA, 1698 nt
Organism: Purpureocillium lilacinum
Lineage: Eukaryota; Fungi; Ascomycota; Sordariomycetes; Hypocreales; Ophiocordycipitaceae
Source: RefSeq, a predicted model, not a curated record
AUGGCUCCUCGUGGUAACGAGGAUCGUGACGCGGCUCGGUCUCCUGAUAAUACGGACCAGAGCGCCCGCUACAGCCAGGGAGGAGGAUAUUCGAUGGGCUUCACCACUGGUCACGUCUCCGAGGACGACCUCAUUGAUCCCGCCAUGGCGACGGACAACACCGACCUCCACUCUCUUGACACUACGUCCCUCACCACCAACGACGCUGCCUCUGCAGGUGAGCUUGAUAACGGAGCCGGAGAAAUGACUAAAUACCUCGCCGGAGACGACAUGUUUGAUGAUUCGGCGGCGUUCUCGACCCCAAAGACUGUGAGGUUUGCAGACGCGCUGGAGACGGUGAUCCCCGCGUCGCCCGACUACUGUUCGAGCUCGACCUCGGCUGGCCCCUCGCCGCCCGGCAGCGACGAAUCGUUCCUUCGGGUCGAGGGCUGCACCGCGGGCUCGGAUAAUGGCGGUGAAUGGCGUAUGAGCAACUCGAUGAUGGUGGCGUACAACGCCAUGCUCGGUGGGGAGACCGUUACCGACCCAGACUCCGCGGACCAGGCUGUCACUGCCGUUGCAGCGUCGAUGGAUGAAGCCAACAUCGUCGACAAUCAUAUGCUCUCGGCUGCGGUGGACGCUGAGAUGCCAAAUAACGACGGCCCAGGAACGCAGGAUGUCUUCACUGUCCCUCGCCCAGAAUAUGGCCACAUCGCGCCUCCCGCAGACGCGGCGUCCAACAAAGACAAUGACCCUGGCCUCCCGGAGCACAUUGUUCGAGGCAUCAAGCGCCAGGCCCAUCUCGGAGGCAAGCACGACAUUGACGAGUUGUAUGAUGUGUCUGAUGGCGAGGACGACGUUGCGGACGGACGCAUCUCGCCCUGCACGUUCCGCCUAUGGGCCGACGGCGCUGCGGACGAGAGCGAGCGUGCGACCGGUCCUGGUGACAGAGUUGCUGUACAGAACCAUGAUGAGACCGACGAGUCUGAUUUGAACUCGGGCAUCGCUAAGGCGGGCUCUGAUCCCGAUGCUCGACAGCGAGCUGAUGCCGCUGAAGAGGCCAAGGCAUGGCCGACGCCUCGCUAUGUCGGCAACUCGGACUGUGAGCGCUGGCUGCAGGGCGUCGAGCCGGCCAGCGGCACGAAGCACUACCCCGGCAAGGCGGAUGCGGAGGAGGAGCGCUUGAGAAACGCCGCCCACGCCUAUGCUAUGGUACCCAUCACCGAAGAGGAAAUCCGAGCCGCCCUCGCCCACCCCGACGCCCCAAGCUCCUUGGACGGCAUCGCAGUAGAAGACAUCUUCGAAGAGCUCAACGAGCGCCACCAGCGCCUCCAAGUCGCCGGCAAGGCCCUCACCGACGCCCUCGCCAGCCAGUGGGCCUACGCGCAGCGCAUCAACCGCCGCGCGCCGCAUGUGCAGCUCGCCGCCUUCGCCGCCGCCACCGUGGAGUUCCGCGCGCAGCGAGGCCAGGACGCGGCGCGCCUCCGCCGCAGGGGGGUCUACCGGUACGUCGAGGCGCGGCUACGCGGCGUCGAGGCGCGCGCCGAGGAGCUCGAGGGCCAGGCCGCGAAGCUGUGGGCCGAGGUGACGGACAUGAUGCGCGUGGACCGUAACCUCACGCAGGCGGUGGUGGACAUGGCGCGCGCCGUGGGCAUCACGGAGCUUAAUGGCGAUAUCGACGCGCUGUGCGAGCGUGUGAUCCAGCUGGGGCGUGAGUGA